CGCAGGAAGGCGUCGUCUCCGACUCGUCGCAGCCGUCGGGCAGGGCUUGUCUUCCUUGCACUUGCAGUCGAGUCCAGACCUGCGGAGAUAGGUAGAGCCGUAGAGAGAUAGAUCUACUAAUCGACCGAUCCGGAUCCUUCCCUUCCAUCUCACGUCGUCUCCCUCGCAGCCGCAGUCGCCGUAGCAGAUCUUCUCUCAAACCCUACCGACCAACAGCUGCUUGCUCGGGACGGGAACCUGAGUUGGCGUUGCGAUGGCGCUGCAGUACGUGGAGGCGCAGCGGCAGGCGCGCCCGGACCUCGCCGACUGGUACGCCUCCCUCGCCGACCUCUACCAGCGGAAGCUAUGGCACCAGCUCACCCUCAAGCUCGACCAAUUCCUACAGCUCCAGGCCGCACAGACCGGAGACACUAUCAUUCAGCUCUACAACAAUUUCAUCACCGACUUUGAGACCAAGAUUAAUCUGCUCAAGCUUGCCCAUUUUGCGGUGAUAGCUUCUCGCCAGUACCCUGAUAAGGAUGCUGCAAUUACUUUCUUAGAGGGGGUGAUCACAAAGCUGCGUGAGACUAGAGAGUCGCGGAUUAAUGAACCAAUUCUCUAUGUGAAGAUGCAAAUUGCAGCUAUUAAUCUUGAGAAAGGAAACCAAAAGGAGUGCAAAAAUUUGUUGGACGAUGGGAAAACCACUCUGGAUAGUAUGACUGAUGUCGAUCCCACAGUUCAUGCUAGCUUUUACUGGAUAUCAUCUCAAUACCACAAGGCCCGCCAAGAAUUUGCAGAGUUCUAUAAGAACGCUCUUCUCUAUCUGGCCUACACAACUGUGGAGUCUCUAUCUGAGUCAUUCAAGCUAGACUUGGCUUUUGAUCUUUCUCUAGCAGCGUUGUUGGGUGAUAACAUUUACAACUUUGGGGAGUUGUUAGCUCACCCAAUUAUCAAUAGUCUUAUUGGAACCAAGGUGGAGUGGGUUUAUCAUAUGUUACAAGCAUUCAACACCGGCAACCUUGCUCUCUACCAAGAACUUUGCAGGGUUCACAAUGCUGCUCUUACUGCACAACCAGCUUUGGUGCAGAAUGAGCGGAAGCUGCUUGAGAAAAUCAAUAUUCUUUGUCUGAUGGAGAUAAUCUUUAGCCGGCCAUCUGAAGAUAGAACUAUUCCAUUAAGUGUUAUUGCCGAGCGGACUAAGCUUUCAAUCAGUGACGUGGAGUAUCUUCUUAUGAAGAGCCUCUCGGUUCAUCUUAUUGAGGGAAUAAUUGAUGAAGUGGACAGUACAGUUCAUGUCUCGUGGGUCCAGCCCAGAGUGCUUGGAAUUCCACAGGUUAAGGCUUUGCGCGACCGCCUGGAUGCCUGGGUUGGAAAGGUGCAUACCACAUUGCUUUCAGUUGAGGCGGAAACCCCUGAUCUUGUUGCUGCGUAAUUUCGCAGCUGUUACACUCCGCAAGAUGCUUGGUCAGCAAGGUCUCAUUGCAAAAUGGGAGAUGCUUUGUGUGACACUUGUAGUCAUUUGCUGGAUAAUGAAACCUGCUGCCCUGAGCGUUUGUCUGCCUGCGUCCUACUGAUCGGGGCCUGUAAUUUCUUUUUUUGAUGUCCUCUGGACAUGGAUGGUUAGAACUUCACGCAGUGUCACGAAGACGGGACCAAUGGAUUGAAAAUUUCAUACUAGGGUGUUACUGUAGUUUUCCCCAGUUGAAUUUAAUUUGUAACCAAGUUUAUACUCUGUUGGACGUGGAUGCAGGAGAAUCUUGCUGGAACUUGAGUUGUGCCUGAUUUUUUUCAUGUUGCAUUGGGAUAAAUCGUUUGUUAUCACC
Molecule: messenger RNA, 1802 nt
Organism: Sorghum bicolor (sorghum)
Lineage: Eukaryota; Viridiplantae; Streptophyta; Magnoliopsida; Poales; Poaceae
Product: 26S proteasome non-ATPase regulatory subunit 13 homolog B-like
Exons: 7
Coding region: 254-1411 (385 amino acids)
Biological process (GO): ubiquitin-dependent protein catabolic process
Cellular component (GO): cytosol; proteasome regulatory particle, lid subcomplex; nucleus
Molecular function (GO): structural molecule activity
Source: RefSeq, a predicted model, not a curated record